Apus apus (common swift) is the source of this 1624-nucleotide messenger RNA. It is a transcript of the gene AIP, whose product is annotated as aryl hydrocarbon receptor interacting protein. The record is from RefSeq and is a predicted model, not a curated record. NCBI's taxonomy places the organism in Eukaryota, Metazoa, Chordata, Aves, Apodiformes, Apodidae. The transcript is spliced from 6 exons. The coding region runs from base 41 to 1033 and encodes 330 amino acids. Gene Ontology annotation, molecular function: protein binding; peptidyl-prolyl cis-trans isomerase activity.
GGCGGCGGAGGCGGCCGAAGCGGGGCGGGGCGCGGCGACGAUGGCGGAGCUGGUCGAGCAGCUGCGGGCGGACGGCGUGUCCAAGGAGCUGGUGCGGGAGGGCACCGGGCCGCUGCCCGAUUUCCGCGACGGCACCAAGGCCACCUUCCACUACCGGACGCUGCGGUGCGGGGAUGAGGAGACGCCGGUGGACGACAGCCGGGCGCGGGGGAAGCCCAUGGAGCUGAUCGCCGGCAAGAAGUUCAAGCUGCCGGUGUGGGAGGCGGCGCUGCGGACGAUGAGGGCGGGGGAGCGGGCCCGGUUCCGCUGCGACACCAAGCACGUGGUGCUCUACCCGCUGGUGGCCAAGAGCCUGCGGAACAUCGCGGCGGGGAAGGACCCUCUGGAGGGGCAGCGGCACUGCUGCAGCAUGGCCCAGCUGCAUGAGCACUACUCUCUGGGCUACCCCGACCUCGACGAGCUCCAGAAGAACCCCCAGCCCCUCAUCUUUGACAUCGAAGUGCUCAAGGUGGAGGCACCUGGUUCCUACCAGCAGGACCCGUGGGCCAUGACAGAUGAGGAGAAGCUGCAGGCUGUACCUCGGAUCCACAAGGAAGGCAACGAGCUGUUCCAGCAGGGCAAGGUGCAGGAGGCAGCUGCCAAAUACUACGAUGCCAUCGCCUGUCUCAAGAACCUGCAGAUGAAGGAGCAGCCUGGCUCUCCAGACUGGAUCGAGCUGGAUCAGAAAAUCACCCCCUUGCUGUUAAACUACUGCCAGUGCAAGCUGCAGUGCGAGGAGUACUAUGAGGUGCUGGAUCACUGCUCCUCCAUCCUCAACAAAUACGAGGACAAUGUCAAAGCCUACUUCAAGAGGGGAAAGGCCCACGCAGCUGUGUGGAACGUGGCAGAGGCCCACGCUGACUUUGCCAAGGUGCUGGCCCUGGACCCCUCCCUGCGGCCUGUGGUCUCCAAGGAGCUGCGGAGCCUGGAAGCCCGGCUGCGGGAGAAGGACGCCGAGGACAAGAUCCGCUUCAAGGGCAUCUUCUCGCAGUAGAGCCCGUGGCCGCAGCCCAGAGCCCCACAGGUUCUUUUAGAUAUUCCACAUGUGGAAUGUUCAUGGAUGUUUAUUAAUGUUUAAUACAAAUUUUACUUAUUUGAAGUCAUUUGGGGGGGGGGGCCUGGCCGCUCGCCACGGCAGAGCACUAAAAGUGACAGUAUUAAGCCAUGGUAGAACGGGGCUGACGUUCCUCACCGUGCUCUAGACGAUGGUCAUUGUCACACCGAGGUGACACGAGCUCAAGCCUGCUGCUCUCUGCCAACUUCUUUUAUUCAUCGUUUGGUGUUUUUUUAUACUUUAUGUGGGGCUCGGCCAGUGCACCCGGGGCUGGCCGAGCUGUUCACGGCCGGGGAGGGCUCGGGUGCCAAACCUCAGCGCCACCUCUUACCCCAUCAUGCCUCUACUUGGUGCCACAUCCUGCAUCGUCACCUCUCAAGGCUGCUGCUAUCACCCCCAGGCCCUUUCCUCUCCUCUCCAGCAUCAUGUCAGUGUCGGAAAUAUUUUAUAUAGAAUAACUGCUCGUUACUGCUAUCUGUCUGAAACUCUGGUUGUGCUAUGCUGAGAUAAAAGUAAAACUACUCGCAGGCA